This is a messenger RNA of Raphanus sativus (radish), 3894 nucleotides long. RefSeq lists its product as uncharacterized. NCBI's taxonomy places the organism in Eukaryota, Viridiplantae, Streptophyta, Magnoliopsida, Brassicales, Brassicaceae. Bases 307 to 3894 code for a protein of 1195 amino acids. The transcript has 9 exons. The record is from RefSeq and is a predicted model, not a curated record.
AGAAUCUCUAUCUUCACGUUCUAUCUCCAACCUAAUAACUUAACGACCUUUUUUUUGUCUUGAAACAGAGCAUAACAACAACACAACAGAGACGAAAGAUUUUCUGUCUUAAUCUCUCUCCAAUUUCUCUGCUUAACUCCCUUGAAGAAAACAAAUACAAUUUGUUGCUGUUUCUUCCUUAAUUGAACGGCUCGGAACACUUACAUCUACUUUUCAUACUAUUCUUCUAACAAUCGGUGCCAUUCGGGAGUCAGUUGAUACCAACAAAAUUAUUCAAAAGCAAAACUGAGAUUUUUGAAUUACUAAAUGUCUUCGAGUAAUUCUAAUCAAGCUAUGAGGCAAUGGAUGUAUGCAAGAAUUGAUCCCAAUACCAAUCAAGUCUCAAAUUCAUUUACAGAAGGAUUGAAAAGUUUCAUGGCUAUUGCUAAAAACCAUGUUUUAUUUGCUCAAAAGCAGAAGAUAUUCUGUCCUUGCAUCAAGUGUGAGAACAGAAAAUUUCUUGAUGAGCAAACAGUCGCUGGCCAUUUAUAUAACAGAGGGUUUAUGGCUAAUUAUCUUGUUUGGGUUGCACAUGGAGAAAACUAUGGAGUUGACGAUCACCAGCAACAUGCUCAUGAAAAUACAAACACACCCAUAGAUGUCUCCAUGGAAGCUCAAAACUCUUAUGUUGAGAUGAUAAGUGAUGCCUUUAAUGAUCAUACAUCAUCUCAUAUAAGUAUUGAAGAAGAUCCCAAUGAAGAAGCCAAAAAGUUUUUCAGUCUGUUAAAUGCAAGCCAAAAUCCUAUAUAUGAUGGAUGCCGAGAAGGACACUCACAAUUGUCAUUGGCGGCUCGAUGUAUGACUCUGAAAACAGAUUAUAACUUGUCUGAGAAGUGCAUGGAUUAUAUUGCUCAAAUGUUGAAAGACUACAUGCCUGCAGAUAACACUGCCACUGCUUCAUACUACGACACAAAGAAGCUGAUGCGAUCAUUGGGGCUGCCUUACAAAAAGAUAGAUGUGUGUCAGAGUAACUGUAUGAUCUUCUGGAAAAACGACGCAGACCUAGAAAGCUGUAAAUUUUGUGGAGCUGCCAGAUUCAAAAGUGCAAAACCUGGAAGAAAAAAAGUUCCUUUUCGACAAAUGUUUUAUCUGCCAAUAGCUGAUAGACUGAAAAGAUUAUAUCAGUCAAAGAAGACAGCUUCACAUAUGAGGUGGCACAAAGAGCAUUAUUCAACUCAGGCUGGUAAUGUAAUGAGUCAUCCAUCAGAUGGUGAAGCAUGGAAACAUUUUAACCAGCUAUAUCCUGAUUUUGCCAAUGAAUCUAGAAAUGUCUAUCUUGGUUUGUGCACAGAUGGAUUUAAUCCUUUUGGUAUGUCUGGUCAAAAUUAUUCGCUGUGGCCGGUCAUUCUUACUCCAUAUAAUCUACCACCUGACAUGUGUAUGAAACAUGAGUUUAUGUUUCUCACAAUAUUAAUUCCUGGUCCCAACCAUCCAAAAAGGAGUUUAGAUGUGUUUUUACAGCCUCUCAUAGAGGAGCUUAAUGGUUUAUGGACUGAUGGAGUUGAGUCAUAUGAUGUAUCGCUGAAGCAGAACUUUACAUUACGAGCUAUGCUUUUAUGGACGAUCAGUGAUUUCCCCGCUUAUGCUAUGUUAUCUGGAUGGACAACUCAUGGACGUUUAGCAUGUCCUUAUUGUAUGGACGACACUGAAGCUUUUUGGCUGAAGCAUGGAAGGAAAACAUGUUGGUUUGAUUGUCACCGUCGUUUUCUUCCAAAAGAUCAUAGUCUGCGCCGUAACAAGAAAAACUUCAGAAAAAAUAAAGUAGUUGAUUCUGAUCCACCAACGAUAUAUUCAGGCGAAGCUUUAUGGACUGAUCAUGUGAUGGGUUUACCAAAGACUGCUAACUGUGGAGGAGAAGGACAUCCAAAAAUAGCGGGAUACGGUGAGAAACAUAAUUGGCAUAAGCAGAGUAUAUUUUGGGAGCUACCUUAUUGGAAACAUCUUCUUCUUCGUCAUAAUCUUGAUGUGAUGCAUAUCGAGAAGAAUUUUUUUGAUAAUAUCAUCAAUACAUUACUGAAUGUUCAAGGGAAAACAAAAGACAAUGUUAAAUCCCGUCUUGAUUUGGCUGAUAUUUGCAAUCGCAAGGACCUGCAUAUGACUAAUGAGGGAAAAGCUCCAGUUCCAUUAUUUAGAUUAUCUCCUGAAUCCAAGACGUGUCUAUUUAAUUGGUUGAAAAAGGAUGUUAAAUUUUCUGAUGGCUAUUCGUCGAAUCUAUCUUCUUCGGUUGAUUUUAAUGGAGGAAAGCUUUCUGGAAUGAAGAGUCAUGACUGUCAUGUUUUUAUGCAAAGAUUACUUCCAAUAGCUUUUGCGGAAUUAUUACCUAGCAACAUCCACCAAGCAUUAUCGGGUAUAAGUUUAUUCUUUCGUGAUCUAUGUGCACGGACCUUGGACAGAGAUUCUGUGGAGAUAUUAGCUAGCAAUAUCGCUAUUAUCAUGUGUAACUUGGAGAAAAUAUUUCCACCAUCUUUUUUUGAUGUGAUGGAGCAUUUGAGCGUUCAUCUCCCUCAUGAGGCAAAGCUAGGUGGUCCAGUCCAAUUUCGAUGGAUGUAUCCAUUUGAACGAUAUAUGUAUCAUUUGAAGAAGAAGGCAAAAAAUAAAGCUAAAAUUGAAGGAUCCAUCGUAGAACAAUAUGUUAACGAGGAAAUUUCAGAUUUUUGUUCAUACUACUUUGAGGCUAAUAUUCAGACUAAAAGUCGCAAUGACUCUCGCAAUGAUGAUGGAGGUGGCGUGCAUAACAAUUUAUUUCCAGAUAUUUCUGAAAUAUUUUUACAAGGUGGAAGAGGCAGUGGGAAAGCUUUGGACGUUUGGUUGGACUCAAAAGAUUAUCAACGUGCACAUUCGUACGUCCUUUUAAAUUGUAGUUAUCUACAACCCUUUGAAAAAUUAUUCGAAGAAGACAUAAAAAAGACGCAUCCCACCACAAAUGAGGCUCAGUUGUUUGAUUUAAAAGAACGUCAGUUUGGAUCAUGGUUGAAAAAACAUAUUGGAGUUGACACUAACCACAGUAUAUAUCCGUUAUGGUUGCAUGACUUGGUACACGGACCGGCAACUAAAGUAACCUCUUGGCCAAUUUAUUUUUGUCGAGGAUACAACUUCCAUACGCUAGAUCAUGGAAAAGAUCGCAGUACGUUCAACUAUGGUGUUUGUGUGAAAGGAACAUCUGAUUCAAGUGGAGAAUCUGAAUGUUAUGGAAUCAUAAAACAAAUAUUUGAGUUGUAUUAUCCAGGAGUUGUUGGUCUUAGAAUUGUUCUUUUCAGAUGCGAUUGGUAUGACUCAACAAUGGAUAAAGGUGUACGCAUAAACAGAUCAGGGAUCGUUGAUGUUAAUCGCUCUAGACGGUACGGAAAAUAUGAUCCCUUUAUUUUUGCUAGCCAAGCAGACCAAGUAUGCUUUAUAUCGUAUCCUCGUCUAAGCCAAGGAAAUAAGAAUGGUGGGAAAGCUGGAAGUGUUGAUAUCUCUUCUCGUGAUCCCUUUGAGUAUCUCGCAACUUGCCAUAUCGGGCAUCAUGUUGAAGUUCAUCUAAAAGAUGGGUCGGUUUACAGUGGCGUGUUUCAUGCUUCUGCUGAUGUGGAGAACAAUUUUGGUGAGGAGACCUUUUUGGCAAGCGAUAACACAACGGUGAGAGAGGAGAUUGUGACAGAGAAUGAUCUAGAGCAUUUGCUGCAGCUGCUUGAAGUUGGGAAUGCGACCAGGGAAUGGCAAUCCAUGAUGGACAAGACUGCUCCAAAUAUGAGUUACCAGGCUUGGCGCCAUGACAAGAGCUCCAUCCGUGUACUCAUCACUUUCACGAUGCAAAGUCAUCAGACAGUUCAGCGCCAUGGGCGUCAGGAAGAACAGGAAACAAGCUGCUUCUAA